Messenger RNA from Symbiodinium natans, 1107 nucleotides. Lineage: Eukaryota; Dinophyceae; Suessiales; Symbiodiniaceae. The record is from the annotation of a GenBank genome assembly.
AUGGCCGCCGAGCGCUCCCGGCAAAUGUUCGAAAGUUUGAAGAACGGGGAUUUCGAGGCCACCCGAAGAGCUGCACCCGGCUUCAACUUCCGCGAGGUCGGGGACUAUGGCACUCCCCUCAUGGCCAUCCUAGCAAUAGACAUAUGGCUGCCCGAUGAGAUGGACGAGGUGGGCUUCCAGCUGCGGGUCCAGGCAGCCGAGUUCUGCCUGGCACGGGGAGCAGACCCCCUUCAACACGUGCCUGCGAAUUGCCCCUACAUGGUCCAAUUUGGGGAGCGGAGCGUUCCCUUCGCCUGCAAUUCUGCUCGCUCACUUGUCAGCAAUUUGCAGGCCCUCUGGCAGAGCAUGGUUCCCCACAUCCUCUAUGGGGCAGAGACAGAGGAGGAUGCCCAGCUCCUCAUCCAAGAGAUGACAGCCACAGGUGACCGCCUGAGAGCCUUCGAUCAGCUCUUCGUUGUUCCGUCUCCGAGGAGGAAGACGCCGCUGUUGCCUGUGAGUUCGCAUGGCCAAAUGGCAUAUUUCAGCAAGCUCUGGAGUGAAAUCUUGGAUGAUGAGUCCUCAGCCGAUGUUCAAGUCGUUGCCGCACACAAUGUGGAUCUUGCGAGACCGCAGGUGCUGGCACAUGCCCAUGCGUUUGUGCUGAGCAAAGCUUCGCCCGUCUUUGCUCAAAAGCUGAGAAGGCAGCUGCAGCAGCCGAGCCCAAAGCAACUUGAAGUGCACGCUACGGCCGCUACGGUGAGGGCUUUCCUGCACUUGGUCUACACAGGCACCUUUCGAGAAUCGGUUUGGCCAGAGAUUCCGGAGCUGGUGGCAGUUGCCCGGUUGGCCGCCGAGUCGCAGACCUGGUUCGUCCUGCCGGCCAUGGUGCAAUACAUGUGCUGCGCUCUCUCUCAGUAUACAUUCUACUACAUCUGCAAGUUUGCGUUGGACUUCCGGCAGGAAAGCUUGCUUCACACCUGCCAGAACUUUGUCAGAGACUUCAAAUCCAUGGUCCCAGAGUCUGAGUGGGUGUCCUGGGCAGCCUUGGCAAGUGAGGCGGAGGACGUGCAACAGCUUGUCCUUCAGGCCGUGGAGCCGGGCCGCUGCGAAGUUCGUGAAACUUUGUAA